Messenger RNA from Aptenodytes forsteri (emperor penguin), 1998 nucleotides. It is a transcript of the gene BEGAIN, whose product is annotated as brain enriched guanylate kinase associated. NCBI's taxonomy places the organism in Eukaryota, Metazoa, Chordata, Aves, Sphenisciformes, Spheniscidae. The transcript is spliced from 9 exons. The record is from RefSeq and is a predicted model, not a curated record. Gene Ontology annotation, cellular component: synapse. The coding region runs from base 1 to 1998 and encodes 665 amino acids.
AUGGAAGAGAGCUGCAAAUAUUUUGCAGCUAUUGUUCUGCUGCUGGUAGAUGUGCAUGGAACCUGGGUACGAAAUUCCUGGGUGCCAACCUGCCUAUGGCAACCUAGAAUUCUCCAGGGCAGGCUCGCAAAAUCUUCACCUACUCUCUGGGACAGUACUUUGCAAGAACAGAAGGGGGAAUUACGAAAGCGUCUAUCCUACACUACCCAUAAGCUGGAAAUGCUUGAAACGGAAUUUGAUUCUACACGUCAGUAUCUUGAAAUAGAACUGAGACGUGCUCAGGAGGAACUUGAAAAAGUAACUGAAAAACUGAGAAGGAUACAAAACAAUUACCUAGCCUUACAAAGAAUUAAUCAGGAUCUGGAGGAUAAACUUUAUAGAAUGGGUCAACAUUACGAAGAGGAAAAACGGGCAUUGAGCCAUGAAAUCAUUGCACUCAAUAAUCACUUAAUAGAGGCCAAGGUGACAAUAGAUAAGUUGUCAGAAGACAAUGAGCUCUAUAGGAAGGACUGCAAUUUAGCUGCUCAGUUGCUCCAGUGCAGCAAGAAUUACGACAGGGCACAUAAGCUUUCUGAGAAAUGCACAGAGAUUGUGGCCACCACAUUAGUCAAAGAACCAUAUACACUGCCAUCUGACUUUCAGGAAAGAGUCAGCAUCCAUCUGGAAAAACACGGGUGCAGCCUUUCUGUCCCCUUGUGCCACACAUCUUACGCUGAUACCAUACCCACUUGUGUCAUUGCCAAAGUACUGGAAAAACCAGAUCCAAACAGCUUGUCUUCACACUUGUCAAGCCCAUCUACAAGGGAUCUCAAUUUUCAGGACUCUGCUGGCAAACUUGGACAAAGGCCCCAGUACAAGUCAGACAUCUACUGCAGCGACACCGCCCUUUACUGCCCCGAGGAGAGGAGGAGGGAGAGGAGGCAGAGUGUGGACACACAAGUGAAAGACGUGGGGUUCCUGCGGUCCCAGAACUCCACGGACAGCACCGUCGAAGAAGACGGUUUCCAUUCCAGCUUCUCUCACGAAGCCUUCCCAGAGUACAUUACCUCUCUGCCGACCUCCAGCUCCUAUUCCAGCUUCAGCGUCACAUCUGAGGAGAAGGAGAAUGCCCAAGCCAACACUCUGACAGCCUCUCAGCAAGCGAUCUACAUGAGCAACCGAGAUGAACUGUUUGAAAGAAAGUCACCUGCAGGUUAUGAGCACCAGGGAAGUCCUAGGUUUGCCAAGUCCAAACCUGCGCAGCACAUGGAGCUUGCCGAUGACAACGAGAACUCACCCACUUUUACUAGGACUCUGCCUCCUUAUGCAAACGAACCUUUUCAUUUCUCAGCCAUAACACCACAGCAGGCUUUAGCAAAUCAGAAAAUGAGGAACGAGUGCAGAAGCACCCACCUUUCAGAAGAAGACUUGCCUGGGCGAUGGAGGCAAUUGAGCGUGGAGGACAUUGGUGCGUACCCUUACAGGAACACUGGCAGGCUGUCGCCCUGUAGUUUUUCAGAGCAGUACUACAGCAGCCCUAUUAAGAAGGGAGACAGUCGAACAAGCCCCAUCUAUGCUAGUUACAAAGCAGAUAGCUGCUCAGAGGGAGACGAUAUCUGCCAAAGCAGACUUGUGGAUUCUUGCUUCCUGAGAACAGACAGUGGCCUGAAUAUUGACAUCAGCACUAGCUGUAAACAGGACAAAUUGCCCACUUACAAAACAAAAGAAUCAAGAGACCAAAAAAAUGAAAGGAUCACCGUCCAGUUAUGCAGUAGCAAAAACAUCGAAAAUAGCCCGGUAUUGAAAAGAGAAUACGUGGACGUGAGCCCCAACAGCUCAGCAGAGUCCCUCAAUCAGAGUUCAAUGGAGGCUUCAGAAAUCCACCAGUCUUCCAUGGAGCAAGGAAGCCAUUCGGGUAUUCACAGCAAACAGCAGCAGUUUCAACGGACUGGGAGUACUGGUUUGAGUCGGAAGGACAGCCUUACAAAAGCACAAUUAUACGGAACCCUUCUGAACUAG